Molecule: messenger RNA, 2695 nt
Organism: Plectropomus leopardus (leopard coralgrouper)
Lineage: Eukaryota; Metazoa; Chordata; Actinopteri; Perciformes; Serranidae
Gene: chmp3
Product: charged multivesicular body protein 3
Biological process (GO): vacuolar transport
Source: RefSeq, a predicted model, not a curated record
ACUCAGCCUGACGGCCUGAGCCAGAGCAGGAAGUGCUCGUCCAACAAACUGAGCUAGCCAGCUAGUUUUAGUAAGGUAGAUUAGCUUGGCAUUCAACUCAGUUACUCAGUCACAAUGGGUCUGUUCGGUAGAACAUCAGAGAGACCACCUAAAGAACUGGUCCUUGAGUGGCAAAAAAGGAUCAGGACGGAAAUGAGAGGGACUGACAGACAAAUUCGAGAUAUUCAAAGGGAACAAGAAAAAGUUAAGAGAUCCAUAAAAGAUGCAGCCAAAAGGGGCCAGAAGGACGUGUGUGUGGUUCUCGCAAAGGAGAUGUAUCAGUCAAAACAAGCUGUCAGAAAACUUUACGCUUCCAAAGCCCAAAUGAACUCUGUGGUCCUCAGCAUGAAGAAUCAGCUUUCCCUUCUACGUGUAGCAGGGUCCUUGCAGAAGAGCACAGAGGUGAUGAAGGCGAUGCAGAGCCUUGUCAAAAUCCCAGAGAUCCAAAGCACCAUGAGGGAACUAUCAAAGGAGAUGAUGAAGGCUGGCAUUAUUGAGGAAAUGCUGGAAGACACAUUUGAGAGCAUGGAAGAUGGAGAGGAGAUGGAGGAAGCAGCAGAGGAGGAAGUUGACAGGAUCCUCUUUGAGAUCACAGCAGGUGCUCUUGGCAAAGCUCCAAGCAAAGUCACAGACGCCCUGCCUGAAAUAAGUCCCGCCGCAGCUGCUGCCGUUUCAGACGAUGAGUCAGAAGAAGACAUUGAAGCGAUGCAGUCAAGACUGGAAGCUCUGAGGAGCUAAGGUGAACUGCCAGUGUUCUGUCAAAGUCAGUCGGCUCACUCCAAUAAGGACAGAGACAUUUCUGGUUCUAGGUUUACAGCGCUGAGCAUCCUCUCUGCUUCAUAUUAUUAUUUGACAUAAUCAUUUGGGGUUAACUUUGUGCUAUGACAGUUUUAAAAAGCUUUUCUUAUAGAACGUUUGGUCUACUCAGCCAGAAGAAAAAGGUGUUUUUGCUUUUUGUCGUUACUAUCAGGGGUAUCCCUAGGUAAGUCUUUAUUAUCCAAAGUCAAACAGAAGGUUUAAGACAGUGUAUAUAAUGUAAGUAUGAAAAGCCUGCUGUGCCUACAGUGCUUCAUCAUUUUCUUCUGUCCUAAAUUACGGACUAGGGGUGGAGGUACUUGGGUAUUUAUGAUCCAAACAAGCAGUUAAAUUGCCAUUCUGCACUUAAAUCAAACCCUAGAUCACUAUUCAGCAGUGGCUCUAAUCUGUUGUUCAGAUGCUCUGUUUACUGGUAACUAGCCUACAUUAUCUGAAACACUAGAAAUGAAAGGUGGAUUUCUCCUUUUUGAUAGUUAAUUUUCCGUACAGUCCAAAUGUAUCUAUUCUGUAUGUGAUCAUACAUGUUAAGCGCACUCAUCAGAAAAAUGCACGCACACUACCCUAACCCAUUUUGAUUUUGCAUUAACAUUCAGCUCGUUAAAUGUGUGGCUUUGUAUCCAAGUUUGAGUUCCUUCUCAGCAGGAAGAUGCAGAGGAAAUGGUAAGGUUGGUUAGUGCAGAACCUACGUAUUGUGGAAGUAUUGUGUGUGUAUAAUAUUUCUAUGUGAAUGGGGGGGGAAUAAACUUUUAAGGACAAUGGAUGCCAAUAAGAACUUCCACAUUAUGCCCAUUUCUACUCAAAACAUUAAAUGUUUGGCUUAAAGGUCAAGUGUGUAACAUUUAGAAGGAUUUGGUGGCUUCUUUUGGUGAAUUGCAAAUUGCAACCAGCUGAAACUUCUACCAGCUGGAAUUCCUUUACUGUUCAGGAGGUUUUUAGUGGGAGCCAAAUGAUCCGCAUAACAUACGGAACAGGUAUUUAAAACCAGUAAAAACACUCAAUAAAGCAGUUGCACAUUACAAAUCAGUGUUUCUCCAACGCUGUUUGGCAUCUCAGAGAUGGGCGGCUCGCCCACUGCGUGCUAUUAUAUAUUCAUCAUAUUACAAAUCUGUGUAGCUCCGGUGUUGCUUAUUGCAGAUGGGCCUCAGACUAUGGUACCUGAGGUGAAAAUGCAAAUGGCUCCAUCUAGAGACAGUGUUCGGUUUGCCCGUUCUGGGCUAUUGUAGAAACAUGGCCGUUCAACAUCCUCCAUAAACGAGGACCUGCUUCCUAUGUAAAUAUAAAUUUCUCAUUCUAAGAUAACGAAAGCACCGUAAUUCUUAUUUUCAGGUGAUUUAACACCAAAGAAAAUUCAUCAUAUUCCAUUUCUGCCGAUAUACCCCCUUAAAUUCUAUACACCUGACCCUUUAUAUGAUCAGAAAUGAUCUUUUGGGAAUACUGCACAGAAAAUGUAAUUCUGUCGACACAAACAGCUGUCCAGCAGAUGAAACUGCUUGCUCAACAGUUCUCAAAACAAACCAAGCAGUAAAGAGUUAAAUUACUGAGAGUGCUGCUUUUCAUCAUUCUGCUGUUCAGGGGUUACAGUCCACCAAUCAUCAGAUGCUGGAGAUACAACUCAGAAACUGUCAAAUGAUUAAUUUCUGGCCUAUUUAUAAUUAACCUGCCAGAUUAUGGGAGCAGAAUUACAUGAUAUUGAUAUUUGAAGGCCCCAUAUUGAACUCAUUUUAAGGUUCAUACUUUUAUUUUGUGUUUCUACUAGAACAAAUUUUUGUGCUUUAAUGUUAAAAAAAGAAUUGUUCUUCUCUUACUGUGUGCCUGAAUAUACUCUCCAUCUGAAACACUG